Molecule: messenger RNA, 1942 nt
Organism: Cannabis sativa
Lineage: Eukaryota; Viridiplantae; Streptophyta; Magnoliopsida; Rosales; Cannabaceae
Exons: 6
Coding region: 878-1942 (354 amino acids)
Source: RefSeq, a predicted model, not a curated record
CAACAACCCAAUCUCAACCAUUUUUCUUCCAAAUCCAGCAAAAUCAAAAUCUAAAAAAAUGUAGAACUCCUAGGAAACCAGCUGAAUCCCGAAAAUCCAAAAUCAAAAACGAAAAGGGAAAAAAAAAAACCAGGAAACCUCCAUUGAUGUACAAAAAAAACUCAAAAACAACAAUCAUUGAACAAAGAAAUCGCGAUCAGAGGAGAAGAACCGAGUAGAAGGAGAGCUGGAAAUCAAAGAAACUCACCCAUGAUUGAAUCAGAAGGACAAUUGAAGGAAACGGAACCAUUACAAAUAUUGGUGCAGAGCAAUGGGCAUUGGGAUGACAACAGAAACUAUGUUGAUUAUGAAUCAAGUGGAGAAUUAAUUUCGACCAAGUGCACUUUUGAGGAACUAAUGAGAAUAAUGAUGGAAGAACUCCAAUGCAACCAUGAAUCAACACAACUACAACUGAAAUAUCAACUGAAGGAAGGAGGCCAACCACUACAAAUCAAGGAUGACAAAAGUCUGUUGUUCUACAUAAAGCUAUUAACGAAGGAGGUUGAUUUCACAAGGUACCCAUUGUGUGUGAACAAAACCAGUAACACGGCACCACCUAACCAAACAAUGGUGUGGAACAAUAUGAUCAUGGAAUCGUAUGAGAACAACGCAGCACAGGAAGACUUGCAGCAACCUGGAAACAACACGGCAACAACUUCCAAGCAACAACUAUCUGCGCAGACGAUGGGAUCUGGUGAAGUUGAUGCAUUUUUCCUAGAAACGAUAACGAGUGUCAUCAGAAUCAACCAUACAACAACCAGACAACAACAGAGAAAAAACUACAGCAGUAGAUGAAGAUUUUGACUUCACCGACUAUGCAAAGCUUGUGGCUGCAGAAAUGGUACAGCAACUAGAAAACAACCAGGAAGAAGAAGAGGAAGUGGACAACACAGAAAUGAUGAUCAUCAAUGACAAACGACAUGAAACAAUAGAGAAGGGGCAAAUUUACAAGGACAAAGAAACAUUGAUAAGUACACUAUGCUACUUUGCAAUCAAGAAGACAUUUCAAUACAAAGUAGUGAAAUCUUGCACAAAAGAAUACAACAUAGUGUGUUUGGACACAAACUGCAAAUGGAGUUUAAAGGCUACAAAAAAUGGAAACACAGAAACAUUCAUAAUAAGGAGCUACGAAGAAGAACACACAUGUGCAGUUACAAUAAGAUUUGGAGAUCAACGACAAGCUACAUCAAAGUUGAUAGCAGACUUUGUAAAACCAAAAUUCUUGAACCUGAAAACAAAGUGCAGCCCUGCAGACAUAAAGACAGAAAUGAAAGACAAAUACGGAAUAAAGAUGAAUUACAUGAAAGCAUGGCGUAGUAAAGAGCGAGCACAAACCCAGCUACAUGGAAAUGCUAAAGAGUCGUACAAUCUCUUGCCUAGAUACCUGUACAUGCUACAGAAAACAAAUCCAGGAACAUUAAUAGACAUAGAGAAAGAUGAUGAUGACAGUUUCAAAUAUGCAUUUGUUGCAUUGAAUGCUGCUAUAAAAGCUGCAAAAGCUUACACAGAAAUGGAGUUUGAAUUCCAUAUGAGGGAGCUAGACAACUUGGAUAAGCGCAUAAGACCGUACCUGGAGAAAAUUGGCCAUGAAAAAUGGUCAAGGUAUCAUUCAGAAAACAACAGUAUAACUAUGACAGAAACUGUCCAAAUUGUAGGUACUGCUACCAUGACAUCAAACAUAGAUGAGGCACUGAACUCAGCAAAUUUAGCAGCAAGGGAAACACCAGUGACAACAUUAAUGGAGUGCUUGAGGGCACAAAUGCAAGAGUGGACAUACAAUAAUAGAAAGGAGGCACAAAAAUGCACAACAAGGCUGACACCAUCAUCUGAGAAAAAACUCAUAGGGAACUAUGUACAGUCAUUGCGACUAACAGUGAAACCAGCAAACCGGAACUCCGUUUGA